Molecule: messenger RNA, 954 nt
Organism: Vespa velutina
Lineage: Eukaryota; Metazoa; Arthropoda; Insecta; Hymenoptera; Vespidae
Product: piggyBac transposable element-derived protein 4-like
Exons: 2
Coding region: 1-954 (317 amino acids)
Source: RefSeq, a predicted model, not a curated record
AUGCAUAAUAAUGGCUCAAGUAAAAAACCAAAAAUCCAGAUGAACUGGUCUAAAAGAGCCAUUAUAGAAACACCCAUAUUCAGAAAAAGUAUUCCACUGAAAAGGUUUUUGCAAAUCACUAAAUUUCUCCACUUUGCAAAUAAUGAAGAGACUGACAACAGGGAUAAAUUACGUAAAGUGAGACCUGUAAUAAACUAUUUAAAUGAAAAAUUCAAAGAAGUAUAUGUAAUGGAAGAGAAUAUCACGAUCGAUGAAUCGUUGAUGAAAUUUAAAGGAUGCAUGUCUUGUAAACAAUUUAAUCUCUCGAAAAGGGCGAGAUUUAGGAUUCAAUUUUAUAAACUGUGCGAAUUAGCAUCGGGUUACUGCUAUAAUUUUAAGAAAUAUACAGGAAACGACAAAAUAAAUCAUGAUUACAGUGCAUCUGAAACUGUUAUAAUGGAGUUAUUAAGAUCAAUACCAAAUAAAGGACAUAUUUUAUAUGUAGACAACUGGUAUUCUUCGUCGAAACUGUUUUUUACUUUGGUUAAAAAUGGAAUAAAUGUUCUUGGGACAGUACGUUGCAAUAGAAAAAAUAUGUCGAGAGAUUUUGUUAAAGCAAAAUUAAAAAAAGGGGAAUACAUAAUAAGAAGCUGUAAUGGCAUACUAGCGUUGAGGUGGAAGGACAAGCGAGACGUCUAUAUUAUUUCUACAAAACACGAAAGUGCAGAAAUGAUUGCUCAAAACCAAAGUCACCUAAGUCCUACUUUCAAACCAAGCAAGUAUAGACUUCGAAUAGCUGAAGGAUUAUUACAAACCGUGCCAUCGCAAGAUUAUAACAGACGAGGACCAUUAUCGAACGGAAAUAUACCAAUGAGACUACAGGCGCAACUAUUGGGGUUACUUUCCGAAACAUAUAAAUCCCACGCCAUUGAAAAAAAACCGAACGAGAGCUUGCAAAGUAUGUUCGAAACAUAA